Molecule: messenger RNA, 1104 nt
Organism: Acromyrmex echinatior (Panamanian leafcutter ant)
Lineage: Eukaryota; Metazoa; Arthropoda; Insecta; Hymenoptera; Formicidae
Product: outer dynein arm-docking complex subunit 4
Cellular component (GO): cytoplasm
Molecular function (GO): protein binding
Source: RefSeq, a predicted model, not a curated record
UUUUGUGCCUUUUUCUCUAGCAUACAGUUUAUGCAUUAUUACAAAUAAAUUAUAUACAAGAUGAAUCUAAAGAGCUAUUACAAAAUUUAUUUAGGUAUAUGAUUGUCCAAGAUUUAUUUUCACAGAAUUGUGAUAGAACGAUAAUCGGUUAAUAAUAUAUGUAGAUCGCGUGCGUUUCUUCGGCUAAAUGACAUAAAUAAUCGAGCAAGGACGAUAACAAUGGAUUGAUAGGAAACAUUCACGAAAGCAUGCGAGCCAUUUAAUGGCUUUUCCGUUAGUAAUCAGAGAUGCAGCGUGUAGUAGUGAGUAAAGAAUAAGAAUUGUCAUGUAGUUAUUCUUCCUUAUUAUCCCUUUCUCUGACUUUCUUAUCGAUUAUUUCUUAAUAUUGCGGGUAGGGAGACAGCGCAAAAAGUAUGGAUGGAAAAGUUUUGUUGUAAGUUAAGAAUUUAAGACGAUAGAAGCAACCAUACCCGAUUGGAACGAUGGCUCUUGUACAUUGUGUAGCGAUUCACCGAUGUUUGAAAUCUGAUCUGUGUUAAAUUAAUUAAAAACGAAAAGAAAUUGAAUAAUUAUUAUUAAUCGAAUAUUUUUUCGUAAUUCUCAACUAUGUAUAAGUGACAUCACAACGAUAUGGUUCAUCAUCCAAAAGGACAGCCAGUAGUACGGCGAGAAUCUCUUGUACGAAACACAGUUUUAGUAAAUGAAGCAACCAUUCAUAUGAAAAAUGGAAGUUACGAUAAGGCCAUAUUUUUGUACAAUCAAGCACUGGAAUUAAAUCCAAACGACAAGAACGCUUUGAUAGCGCGGAGCAAAUGUUAUCUUUUACUGGGUGAUCCGCAAAAGGCCUUGGACGACGCUGAAGCGGCUUUAAGACUGAAUCCUAAGGAUUCUAGCAAGUCCAAAGCGGUAUACUGUAAGGCGGAAGCUCUCUAUCAUCUCGGCGACUUCGAAAUGAGUUUGGUAUAUUAUUACCGUGGGAUGAGGAUUCGUCCGGAAUUCGGCGAAUUUCGUCUUGGUGUCCAAAAAGCGAAAAAUGCGAUACAGAAUGUGUUACGUAAGAAUUAACAACAGUCGUUAUAUUUCUAACAUAUUGAUCUUUAAUUA